AUGUUCAGGCCUGCUUUCUCUGCCGCCCAAAGGCGCUGCUUCUCUGUUUCUGCUCAGCAGAACUCCAAGGUCACUGUUCUUGGUGCUGCUGGUGGUAUCGGACAGCCUCUUUCUCUCCUUUUGAAGCUGAACCCCAGAGUCACUGAAUUGGCUCUGUAUGAUAUCCGUGGAGGCCCUGGUGUCGCCGCUGACAUUUCUCACGUCAACACCAAGAGCAAGGUUACUGGAUACAGCGUCGGUCCUGAGGGAUUGAAGGCUGCUCUGGAGGGUGCUGAGAUUGUUCUCAUCCCCGCUGGUGUCCCCCGCAAGCCUGGAAUGACCCGUGAUGACUUGUUCAACACCAAUGCCUCUAUCGUCCGUGACUUGGCCAAGGCUGCUGCUGAUCACUCACCUAACGCCAACCUCCUUAUUAUUUCUAACCCCGUGAACUCCACUGUUCCUAUUACUGCUGAGGUCUUCAAAUCCAAGGGUGUCUACAACCCUAAGCGCCUCUUUGGUGUUACUACUCUUGACGUUGUCCGUGCUUCCCGCUUUAUCUCUGAGAUCAAGGGCACCGACCCUGCCAACGAGGAGGUCACUGUCGUUGGUGGUCACUCAGGUGUUACCAUUGUUCCCCUGCUUUCCCAGUCUAACCACCCCGAUAUCACGGGUGAGACCCGCGAUGCUCUCGUCAACCGCAUCCAGUUCGGUGGUGAUGAGGUCGUUCAAGCAAAGGAUGGCGCUGGUUCCGCCACUCUUUCUAUGGCUUAUGCCGGUUCCAGGAUGGCCGACUCUCUCCUUCGCGCUGCCCAGGGUGAGCAGGGUGUCACUGAGCCCGCUUUCGUUGAGAGCCCUCUGUACAAGGACCAGGGCUGUGAAUUCUUCUCUUCUCGUAUUGAGCUUGGCCCCGAGGGUGUUAAGAAGAUCCACCCCGUCGGAAAGAUCAAUGAGUACGAGGAAGGUCUUAUUGCUGCUGCGCUUAAGGACCUUGCCAAGAACAUUGCAAAGGGCAAGGAAUUCGUCAAGUCCAACCCGUAA
Messenger RNA from Morchella importuna, 1017 nucleotides. RefSeq lists its product as uncharacterized. Gene Ontology annotation, biological process: malate metabolic process; tricarboxylic acid cycle. The coding region runs from base 1 to 1017 and encodes 338 amino acids. The record is from RefSeq and is a predicted model, not a curated record. The transcript has 6 exons. NCBI's taxonomy places the organism in Eukaryota, Fungi, Ascomycota, Pezizomycetes, Pezizales, Morchellaceae. Gene Ontology annotation, molecular function: L-malate dehydrogenase (NAD+) activity. Gene Ontology annotation, cellular component: mitochondrion; cytoplasm.